Molecule: messenger RNA, 333 nt
Organism: Eremomyces bilateralis CBS 781.70
Lineage: Eukaryota; Fungi; Ascomycota; Dothideomycetes; Eremomycetales; Eremomycetaceae
Exons: 3
Cellular component (GO): CHRAC; nucleus
Molecular function (GO): protein heterodimerization activity
Source: RefSeq, a predicted model, not a curated record
AUGCCUUACAACAAUACCCCCAUAGCUCCUCCUAAGGAGUGUACCGGGACCGUGAACAUGCCAUUAACGCGAGUGAAGAAGAUCAUCCACGCGGACGAGGACACCCAAAAAUGCUCGAAUAAUGCCGCCUUCGGCAUCGCCGUUGCGACCGAGAUGUUUGUCCAAUACCUUUCCGAGAAAGCAUACGACUUCGCCAAAGCGGAGAAGAAACCGAGAAGGCACAUCCAAUACCGUGAUGUUGCCAACGCGAUUGCGCGAAUAGACAACCUGGAGUUCUUGGUGGACGUGGCCCCUCGAACUGUGACAUACAAGCAAUUCAAGACCGUCGAAGCG